AUGUCUAACUUCGCAUCAUCCAGUACCCACGUGGACUAUCAGGUCCACAUCUAUCAUAACCAAUUUCGAGUCAAUUUCAAACCCCCAGUUCCUCGCGAGCCAAUGCCAGCCGUGUUUGGCUUUGACCAACUUCAGCAAACCUAUACUGAAUUAGAAACGAAUCUCGCCAAUGCAUUAACAACCAUCCCCCAAAAGGUCAAAAAUAUAUCCAAUGACCAGAAUACCCAAAUCAGGGACCUAAAUUCCGAAAUCCAAUCAUUGAGUCACGAUCUUCUAGCUAUCCAAUUGCAAUAUCCUGAGGAAUCAUCAAAUUUGGAUACAAGAAGGAUCAAUGGAGAAGCAAUUGUAGCUCCACAAGUAUUUGAACAAGCUGGAGAAUCUGAAGGAAUUAUUCAUCAUCACUCUUGUUACUCAUUCGACCUUCUAUUUUUCCACAUAUACGUCAAUUUCUAA
This is a messenger RNA of Hemisphaericaspora subhashii, 453 nucleotides long. RefSeq lists its product as uncharacterized. Lineage: Eukaryota; Fungi; Ascomycota; Pichiomycetes; Serinales; Debaryomycetaceae. The record is from RefSeq and is a predicted model, not a curated record. Bases 1 to 453 code for a protein of 150 amino acids. The transcript has a single exon.